AUGGCAGAUAACCACGGAGGAGCUCCUCCACCGGGAGCUUUUCCACCACAAGCCGGGAAUCCAGCUCAAGCUCAACGUCCGGCAAGACAAAUCGGAGCUGGCGAUAUUCCGACGAUUCCAGCGAAUCGUCCCGGCAUUACCCCACCACCAGUCCCAAAUUUCAACUUCGACAUCAAGACAAGCUUGAUAAACUUGGUGGAGAAUUCCAUCUUUCACGGAAUGAAAGAUGAAGAUCCUUUGAAGCACUUGGAAAAGUUUGAUAGAAUUUGUGCUUUGCAAAAGAUCAACAACGUCACUGAGGAUGCUCUUAAGCUCCGAUUGUUCCCUUCUCUUUGA
Messenger RNA from Microthlaspi erraticum, 336 nucleotides. The record is from the annotation of a GenBank genome assembly. NCBI's taxonomy places the organism in Eukaryota, Viridiplantae, Streptophyta, Magnoliopsida, Brassicales, Brassicaceae.